CGAUGGAGUGACAACUGAAUCCGCCCUCCAUCAAGUGUGACAACAUGCUGGCGUUGGAGAACCUUUCGGGUAACGCGGGAGGGCCAUCAGCGGAGACCGGUCCACCACAGCCCUCGUCGGGGAAAAGUGGUUCCGACGGUAGAGCAACAAAAGAUUCUGAAAGUGCAGCGAAGACGCAGAGGACGAAUACUGGCAAAGCGAGGAUGGACGACACGACCAGCGGUGGGAGAGUAUUGGGGAGGGCGAUGGAGGAUGCAACACCGUCGUACAACGAAGGUCUGGAUAAGGACGCUACCACUCUGGCGAAGGCAACGUCGAAGGCCGGCUCAGCGAUCACAGCGAAGAGUGGUGACGUCGCAGAUGCCAUGCGUCGGGGGAACACCGUCCUCGAGAUGCUUGUGGGGGGUUUUGCGAGUCACGCGGAUGGGGGGAACAACGGUGCACACGGGAGGGUGGACACAAACCCCUCAUCGCGUUAGAUAACAGGUCAUUAAAAUAAAAUAAAAAAAAAGCACAAAG
Chara braunii is the source of this 519-nucleotide messenger RNA. Lineage: Eukaryota; Viridiplantae; Streptophyta; Charophyceae; Charales; Characeae. The record is from the annotation of a GenBank genome assembly.